Messenger RNA from Centropristis striata (black sea bass), 488 nucleotides. RefSeq names its product NADH:ubiquinone oxidoreductase subunit A1 (gene ndufa1). NCBI's taxonomy places the organism in Eukaryota, Metazoa, Chordata, Actinopteri, Perciformes, Serranidae. The transcript is spliced from 3 exons. The coding region runs from base 138 to 350 and encodes 70 amino acids. The record is from RefSeq and is a predicted model, not a curated record.
AUUUUUGUUCCGCUAGCGGAAGGUCGUCGGUAGCAGAGUCGACAUUUUGUUAGCUUCUUAGCAAAAUAAACGGUCUAAGGGCGUCUUGGUUGUGUUCAAAGUUGCUCACUGUCGCCUGACAGUUACCGCCUGCCAUCAUGUGGUAUGAAAUCCUGCCCAGCUUAGGAAUCAUGACCGUGUGUCUGAUCAUUCCCGGCGUCGCCACCGCACAGAUACACAAGUUAACCAACGGAGGGAAGGAAAAGAGGACCGCUCGGUAUCCAUGGCAAUGGACUCUGAUGGAGAGAGACAGGCGCGUGUCCGGAACAAACAAGUACUAUGAAUCCAAGGGACUCGAGAACAUCCACUGAUGACCAGGAAUAUGAAGACGCAGAUGAGAAGAAAGUUGUACAAUAAAAGAUAAUUAUUAAACAUCCAUAUUUUUGUUUUUUCAGUCUUUUAAGGCCUGUAAGGUCCCUGUUAUCAAAUAAACUGUUCCACACUGGAAA